AUGGCCACUCAAAUCAUGUGUCCACCGAUAACACCUCUUUCAUCUUCAAUAUCUAAUAUUUGCGGCAGUGUUAAUUCAUUAUCCUGCUUAGACCAAAUUUCAUCUGACCAGCAUCAUAUUUUCACCGAUGGUUCUGUAUUUCAGCCCUAUUUUGACAUCACUGGUUCAUAUCUGGUCCAUUCAAACCAUUCUGUUCAUAUCCAACAGCAAGGUCAGAAGGUGACAUGGUCAUAUGACUCAGCAUCACUAGCACAUAGACUUCAAGCACAAUAUAUCAAUGCAACUCAUAUAGUUGGUAUUCAAACUCGUCUCAAUUUAUUGACAAGAUGUAUCGUUUUAUUUAUUAUUCAAAUCGAGGUUACAGGGAACCGAAAAUAUUGUCACCAAGGAUCAAUCGCUCCAUUCUCGGAUAUAUGUGAAUUACCUGCAAACUACACAGAAAAAAUCUGUCGUACGAAUUAA
Molecule: messenger RNA, 462 nt
Organism: Rotaria sordida
Lineage: Eukaryota; Metazoa; Rotifera; Eurotatoria; Philodinida; Philodinidae
Source: the annotation of a GenBank genome assembly